AUGGCAAGCACAUCGAAUGUCAAGAAAUCUCCAAAUCAACAACGCAAUUCACUGAACACGAAUUACAAUGAUCAGCAACAUCAACCACGUCAGAUUUUGCCGUCAAGACAAUCAUGUCAAAUCAAUAGUCGAGCUUACUCACAGGUCCUUCAACCUCAUAUCAUUGUCCCCACCCAAUUUGGCUAUGGUGAUAUUAUGACAAGUAAUUUGACUUUGUCAAAGGAAGCGUCAAUGCCAUUACAGUUCUUUCAAGAUUAUGACAAUUGUCAAGCAGGUCUGUUCGGGCAUGCUCAACAUUACCCGACGACUUACUUUCAGCAAGUGCAACUAUCUCAACCCCAUUCUAGGACCCCUCCGGUGGAUCCCAUAUCGAUCGGUCUAUUUUGCGAUGAUUGCGCUCGCUACGCCAGUGUGGGCAAUGAGUCAUAUCUCCUACAGAUCAUUUGUAAACAAUGCAAGGAUAAAUACCUGAAUGUGAAAAACCAUUGCAGAAAUUCCAAUACCAUUACGGUUCCAUCAACGCCCCGUGGUGGUGCUCCAAUUCUCCAUGCCGCUACCACAUCCCAGACAAUUCCCCAGCACACCAUGGUUACACAAGCAAUCUCCAUUUCUAACAUGCAAUCAAACCAUCCCGUUUCUCCCGUGGUGCCAACUCAGUCGAUGCCGAUGUCUCUAGACCUUCCGCACACCUUAUCAUCGGACAUUGUUCAAUACUCUAUUCCUCCCCACUCCGCAAAUUCUCCGUCUGAUUUAUCAAUUGAUUUCCCCAUUGAUCAACCUUCAUCUAUCUGCUACGACAAUAACCCGCUGGUUCACAGACCCAGUACGAGAGUGUUGAAUGAUGUCUUCUUCUCUGAUCAAAUGAUUGAUGAUUCAAUGGAUCAAUCUCUUUAUUUCGAUAGUGACGCUUCAUCUGACACCGAUAUCUCGACCCCAAAUUCACACCAUUCACCACAAAUGUCUCCCACUGAAAUUUUUGGUUGCGAUGAUUUGAUUUGGAGUUUAAUUUCUGACAAUUUUGACGAGUCAAAGGACCUGGCUCCACAAAGUUCGUCGACCGAUGCGUCUUCUCCAAAUGCUACCUCAUCAUUGUCCGUGACCCAAUCUUCCUCAAACACUUCACAGAAAGCCCCUUCAAAUCCGAUAGUCGUCUCACAACAAGAAGUGGUGGUUGCACCUCCGUUCUCUCUACCACCAUCCGUCCCCGUCAUUCCUUCCAACUCUAACAACUCGGGCACCAUCGAUCCUUCACUGAUCUCGAAUGUCGCCGUUGUCACAAAUCACUUCUCGAUCAAUAACUGCGAAGCUAUUGACCCUAGAUUUAUCACCUCCACCGAGUCUCCAAGUCGAAGACCUCCACAAGUCAUCACUCGACCGAAUUUCAUCGAACUUAGUAGUGACAAUUUGCUCAGUCCUCCUCUUCAAACUCCUGAACUUGUCAGCGAUAACAACCUCAAACGAAGGUUAUCCUACACCUUUUCUUCGGAUGAUGACGAGACCUCUGAAGGCGAGAAUAAGAAGAUUCGCGUGGAUGGGCAAAAGUCCGUCAAGACCAACACUAGGAAUCAUGACUCGAUGAUCGUUGAUGAGAAAGAGGAGUGCGAACCGGAAGGUUAUUCCUCUCCCGGGUAUGAUCCGUUGAUUGACGAUAAUUCCACCGAGGAAGGAAAUGACUCGGUCACCGAUGAAUAUCACGACAGCAGUGAUGCUAUCUAUACCACUGACGAGGAUGAUGACGAGUACAGACCAUCUACGAGCAGCAAGAAAUCACGAUCAUCAAAGAAAGGGUCGAUCAAGUCUCAAAGUAAGCACCGGGGUUCCUUGUCGAAGGUGAUAAUUCUGGGAAAGGGGUUAACGAAGUCAAAGUUAACCACACAGUCAAAGAAUAAGAGUAAGGCGACCGCCAGUAAACGUGGCAAGCACUCGAAGUCUAACAGCUCUUCGAAGAGGGCUAGCAAGGCAUCAACGCCUGCUGACUCCUUCACCGAGAGUCCCGCGCCGACAACAGCUGUAAUGACGACCGACGAACCUCAGGAAGUGGAAGUGACCUCCCCACGUCCAACUCAGACCCCCACCAUUUUUGAAACCCUGACCAGGUCCGGUAUCGACUGGUGCAGGUAUUGCGGUACCACCGAAGGUGUCAAUUGGAGACCUGGUCCUUGGGGAAAGCGAACUUUGUGCAAUAAACACGGUUGCGACUAUAAAGGUUAUGGGUUUGCUUGCAAGCUUCCACGCUUGGACUUGACCAGUUUUGUCGAUGAAACUGUCGAGGAACGUGAACGUCCGGUUUUGCAACUCUUCUGUACAGUUUGUCAAAAGCAAGAAUCAUACGUUGGAAACGUUCUUGUCCGUUGUGAAGGUUGUCCCAAGGCAUUCCAUCAAAAAUGUUUCACGACUGGCAUCGAUGAUGAAACUGUGAACGGUGUUGAACCUUGGUACUGUGAAAAGGGAUGCCAAGAUAACUUACGAAGGAAGCGAAUAGUUGUCGAACUUCCCCGUAAGAGACUUCCCCUCAUGUCUACUCCAAAAGCCCACGCUUCUACAUCGAUUACCGAUCCAUCCUUAAUCUCAAACUCUGGUACCACUUCUCGUCCCCGAACUUCCCGAAAUUCUUCGAGAGUUUAA
Acaulospora morrowiae is the source of this 2625-nucleotide messenger RNA. The record is from the annotation of a GenBank genome assembly. Lineage: Eukaryota; Fungi; Glomeromycota; Glomeromycetes; Diversisporales; Acaulosporaceae.